Stegastes partitus (bicolor damselfish) is the source of this 3615-nucleotide messenger RNA. It is a transcript of the gene cse1l, whose product is annotated as CSE1 chromosome segregation 1-like (yeast). Lineage: Eukaryota; Metazoa; Chordata; Actinopteri; Pomacentridae. The transcript has 25 exons. Gene Ontology annotation, molecular function: small GTPase binding; nuclear export signal receptor activity. Gene Ontology annotation, cellular component: cytosol; nuclear envelope. Gene Ontology annotation, biological process: protein import into nucleus; protein export from nucleus. The coding region runs from base 104 to 3019 and encodes 971 amino acids. The record is from RefSeq and is a predicted model, not a curated record.
CUUUUACUCCAGCCGUUUGAAAGCUGGCAAGGCGAGCACGUCUGCACGGUUAGUAGUGGCUCUCCAUCCCAUCCUGACUGAAAUUUACCGUCACGCUGCGAGCAUGGAACUAAAUGAUGCUAACCUACAAACCCUGACUGAGUUCCUGAGGAAAACACUGGACCCAGACCCCACAAUCAGGCGUCCAGCUGAAAAGUUCCUUGAAUCCGUGGAGGGAAACCAGAACUACCCGCUGUUGCUUCUCACUUUGCUGGAGAAAUCCCAGGACACCGUGAUCCGUGUCUGUGCUGCUGUUACCUUCAAGAACUACAUCAAAAGAAACUGGAGAAUUGUUGAAGAUGAACCAAACAAGAUCUCUGAUCAAGACCGAACAGCAAUCAAAGCUAACAUUGUAAAUUUGAUGCUGAGCAGUCCGGAGCAGAUUCAGAAACAGUUGAGCGAUGCUAUCAGUAUCAUAGGAAGGGAAGACUUCCCUCAAAAAUGGCCGGACCUUCUGACAGAGAUGGUGACCCGCUUCAGAAGCGGUGACUUCCACAUCAUCAAUGGAGUGCUUCGGACUGCACAUUCCCUCUUCAAGAGGUACCGCCAUGAAUUCAAGUCAAAUGAGCUUUGGUCUGAGAUAAAACUAGUACUGGACACAUUUGCUCUACCUCUGACAGAGCUCUUCAAGGCUACAAUUGAGCUGUGUCAGACUCAUGCUACAGACAUCAAUGCCUUGAAGGUCCUCUUCUCCUCACUCACACUCAUCUCCAAGCUUUUCUACAGUCUUAACUUUCAGGACCUUCCAGAGUUUUUUGAAGACAACAUGGAAACCUGGAUGACCAACUUCCACGGUCUGUUGACUUUGGAUAAUAAGCUUUUACAAACAGAUGAUGAGGAGGAAGCGGGUCUCCUGGAGCUGCUCAAGUCUCAGAUCUGUGACAAUGCUGCUCUUUAUGCUCAGAAGUAUGAUGAGGAAUUUCAGCCAUACCUGCCACGCUUUGUCACUGCUAUCUGGAACCUUUUAGUUUCUACCGGCCAGGAAGUCAAAUAUGACCUGCUUGUAAGCAAUGCUAUCCAGUUCUUGGCGUCAGUCUGUGAAAGGCCACACUACAAGCAUCUGUUUGAGGACCAGAAUACACUCACUAGCAUUUGUGAGAAGGUCAUUGUGCCCAACAUGGAGUUCAGAAGUGCUGAUGAGGAGGCCUUUGAAGAUAACUCAGAGGAGUACAUUCGCAGAGACCUGGAAGGAUCUGACAUCGACACUCGCCGAAGGGCGGCAUGCGACUUGGUGCGAGGCCUUUGUAAAUAUUUCGAGGGGCCCGUCACAGCGAUCUUCUCUGGCUACGUGAACUCCAUGCUGGCAGAGUACGCCAAGAACCCUGGAGAGAACUGGAAACACAAGGAUGCUGCCAUCUAUUUGGUCACAUCGCUGGCGUCUAAAGCCCAGACGCAGAAGCAUGGAAUAACACAGGCCAAUGAGUUGGUGAAUCUGACUGAAUUCUUUGUGAACCACAUUCUCCCGGACCUAAAAUCUGCCAAUAUUAACGAGUUCCCAGUGCUGAAGGCAGAUGCCAUCAAGUAUGUUAUGAUCUUCAGAAGUCAGCUUCCGAAGGAGCAGCUGCUGCAGGCAGUUCCUCUGCUGAUCAGUCACCUGCAGGCAGAGAGCACAGUGGAGCACACGUAUGCGGCACAUGCUCUGGAGAGACUGUUCACGAUGAGAGGCCCCAACAACACAACACUUAUCACUGCUGCAGAGAUGGCACCUUUUACUGAGUUGCUGCUCAACAACUUGUUCAAAGCACUUGCUCUUCCCGGUUCUGCAGAAAAUGAAUACAUCAUGAAAGCCAUCAUGCGCAGCUUCUCCCUGCUGCAGGAGGCCAUUGUUCCCUACAUUCCCACUCUGAUUGGUCAGCUCACUCAUAAACUCCUUCUAGUCAGCAAGAAUCCCAGCAAGCCUCACUUCAACCACUAUCUGUUCGAGUCCCUGUGCCUGUCUGUCCGGAUCACCUGCAAGGCCAACCCCACUACUGUCAGCAGCUUCGAGGAAGCACUCUUCCCCGUCUUCACUGAGAUCCUUCAGAACGAUGUCCAGGAGUUUCUUCCAUAUGUGUUCCAGGUGAUGUCUCUCCUCCUAGAGAUCCACUCCAACUCUAUUCCCGCCUCCUAUAUGGCGUUAUUCCCUCACCUGCUGCAGCCUGUGCUCUGGGAACGAACGGGGAACAUCCCCCCUCUGGUGCGCCUGCUUCAGGCCUACCUGGAGAAGGGAGGUGCCAGCAUUGCAGGCUCUGCUGCAGACAAAAUACCCGGCUUGCUUGGAGUUUUCCAGAAGCUUAUUGCCUCCAAGGCCAAUGACCACCAAGGCUUUUACCUCCUCAACAGCAUCAUAGAGCACAUGCCCCCAGAGUCUAUCACUCAGUACAGGAAACAGAUCUUCAUUUUGCUCUUCCAGAGGCUACAAAGCUCUAAAACCACCAAGUUCAUCAAGAGUUUCUUGGUGUUUAUCAAUUUGUAUUGUGUCAAAUACGGAGCUAUUGCGCUGCAGGAGAUUUUUGACAGCAUCCAGCCAAAAAUGUUCGGUAUGGUGUUGGAGAAGAUCGUUAUUCCGGAGGUUCAGAAGGUGUCUGGACCAGUUGAGAAGAAGAUCUGCGCGGUCGGCAUUACAAAAGUCCUCACCGAAUGUCCUGCAAUGAUGGACACGGAGUACACUAAACUCUGGACCCCGCUGCUCCAGGCUCUCAUUGGGUUUUUCGAGUUGCCCGAAGACGACAGCAUCCCGGACGACGAGCACUUCAUCGACAUCGAAGACACGCCCGGCUAUCAGACGGCAUUCUCACAGCUGGCCUUCGCCGGGAAGAAGGAGCACGACCCGAUUGGGGACAUUGUUGGAAAUCCGAAAAUCCUGCUGGCUCAGUCGCUCCACAAGCUCUCCACUGCCUGUCCCGGAAGGGUCCCUUCGAUGCUGAGCACCAGUCUGAACGCAGAAGCCCUCCAGUUCCUGCAGGGCUACUUACAAGCAGCCACCGUGCAGCUGGUUUGAAACCGAGGUGAUGAUGUUCGCUCUGUAAGAGACCACAAUUGACUGCAAGAGUAGCCGCAGUGGCCCGGGGUCCUAUCUCAGACCCGCUUCAGCUGAACAUGAGACUUUACGGAUUUCAUUUGACUUGACAGUGAUUUGAUGGAUUGACCAGAGAAAAUAAUCUUUUUUUUUUUUUUUUUUGCCUGAAUUAGGAUGUGUUCUCUGAUGGAAGUUUUUUUUAAGGGUUUUUAAAGACAUGACCAAAACAUGACAUAACUUCAUCACUGCUUUGUGUUUGGGCCUUUUGUUUACUGUGUGGCAAAGGCUAACAAGGAUUUGGACACGAGGUUCUGGUGCAGUAGUCGGUUUAUUUCAGCAGCAGCAACAACAUUUAACAGUAUUGUGGGACGCUGAACAUCUGAUUCAAGUGGGAGGGCUUUCUUUAAGACUUGUUAUUUUGUACGUUUGACCUACUUACGGUUCUGGACGCUGCAGUCUGUGGCUCAAACAUCAUGCUUAAUAUUUUUCUUUUGCAUGUUUCCCUUAGAUUUGUUAAUGUCUAGUCUUUGUUUCCGCACUUGUUUGUUAAUGUGAAUAAAAAGAGGCACUUGUAUAGA